Messenger RNA from Salmo salar (Atlantic salmon), 4345 nucleotides. RefSeq names its product GTPase IMAP family member 8. Lineage: Eukaryota; Metazoa; Chordata; Actinopteri; Salmoniformes; Salmonidae. Gene Ontology annotation, molecular function: GTP binding. The record is from RefSeq and is a predicted model, not a curated record.
CUCCCUCUCUCACACCUGUUCCUCCAAUGUCUGUAUAAUAAAUAGUGUUCAGCAUUGUGGUUAUACUUCCCACAGCUGUAACCACAGCAAAUUCUCUACAACGAUGCUCCCCACUUCGUCUCUGUCUGCAGCAGUAUGUCGUGCUCGGUGUGGGAGCAGCUCCCUUGUCUACUUCCCCUCAAUAUGACCAGUCAUUUCCCUGAAGCUGCAUGGUGUUAACUUCCUGUCUGCACAAUAUUCGCUCUUGAGAAGAUAAAUAAAUUAAAAAAGAGAAAAAAUUAAGUUCCAGGGAAGAGGGAGCAAGACAGAAAGACAUACAGAGAGAAAGGGAGAAAGAAAAGGGGAGAAUGAGAGGAAGAGAGAGAAGGAGUGACAAAGAGAGAAAGGGGAAACAGAGAGAGAGAGAGAGAGAGAGAGAGAGAGAGAGAGAGAGAGAGAGGGGGGAGGAUAGAGUGAAAUGUUCUGCGAUUGAAGGAGAGUGAGAAUGAGAGAGACUAGAAGAGGAAACCUUUUUGACUGCCAGUAUUUUGUGGACCAGUCAGGAUACACCAUCUAACAGAUUACCGGUGUCCCCUGAAGGAGCAGGAGGCAAAAAGCAUGGAGGUGGAGGGGUGAGUAAGAAAACAAGAGGCUACAGACAAAAUGGCUACAGUCUCCACUGGUUCUGAAUUUGGUACCGGUAAGUGAGUUUACUUCUGGAGUCUCUGCUCCUCUAUGUUUCGCUACAGAUAUUCAUCUGCACUCUUCCAUGGACAAUCCCAACGGCAGCUACUGUCAGUUAUAGCUCUCUCUUCUCUGGCCAUCUGGCAACAUAGACAUUAAAACAGGACAAUAUCUAUCACUCACUACCUUCCUGCCUUGGAGAGCUCAAAUGGAGAGUCCAAACAUCUGCCAGUCGUUGUCAUCUCCGACAGUUGAACCUAUCUGUCAUCUCCCGGAGCGUAGGCUUCUGUUGCUGGGGGGACCAGGAGCUGGGAAGAGCACCACAGGGAAUGCCAUCCUAGGUGAGGAGGUCUUCCAGACUGGGACAGAGACUGUCCACAGCACCGUUGGCCACGGGGGGGUCUGCAGGAGGCGUAUCACUGUGGUUGACACCCCAGGCUGGAUUAUACCCCAUGACUCAGAGGAUGAUAACACCGGGGCCCCGCCAGAGCGGGCUAGCAAGGAGGGACCUUGUGUUGGUGCCACCCUCUGUCCCCCAGGGCCCCACGCGCUCCUGCUGGUGGUCCCCGUGUCACAGCCCUUCACAGAGGGCCACAGGAAGGCAGCAGAGAAGCAGCUAGGUCAUCUAGGAGGAGGGGCCUGGAGGUCCACCAUGGUGCUCUUCACUGGGGUCGACAAGCUACCUGAGGGGACGUUCGUAGAGGAGUUUAUUGCAGCUGGGGAGCCCCUUCAGUGGCUGGUGGAGAGGUGUGGUAACAGAUACCAUGGCCUGGAUAGUAACACACACCAGAGUGGGGAUGACAGCACGGUGAACACACAAGUUCAGGAGCUGCUGGAGAAGGUAGAGGAGCAGGUUAAGGAAAACCAUGGCUGGUAUUUUGCAGUAAACGAACUGAUUCUGCUAGAGGAGGAGCAGGCAAGGAAGGCGGUGGAAGAGAGGCGGGUGAGAGAGGAGCGGGAGGAAAGGGAGAGGCAGAGACUGCGGAUGGUCGGAGGGCCUCCCAGAGAGCUGAGGGUCCUCUUGUUGGGCUGGAAAGGAGUGGGAAAAAGUUCUGUAGGGAACACCAUCCUGGGCCGGCGGGACUUUGAGUCUGGAACAGAGACGGAGCAGAGCCUUAGGAGGCAGGCUGAGGUGGCCGGACGCAGGGUCACUAUCGUUGACACCCCUGGCUGGGACUGGUUCUCCGUCAGACGCACCCCCAAACACGUCAGACAGGAGUCGAAGCGAGGUGCCACCCUCCUCCGGCCUGGCCCCCACACCCUUCUCCUGGUGCUGCCCAUCAUCUCUACCCUCACUUCACGCAAGAGGCGGACCUUGGAGGCCCAUCUGGAGGGCCUGUUUGGUGAUAGGGCGUGUCUCCACACCAUGGUGCUGUUCAGCUGCGGGGAUUGGCUAGGCCGAACGCCCGUCGAGGAGCACAUUCAGAGGGGAGGGCGGGAGCUCCACAGGUUGUUGGAAUACUGUGGGAACUAUUAUCACGUGGUGGACAGCAAGAUGCCGGGGAAGGACACAAGGAACAUCUCAGAUCUGCUGGACAAAAUAGAGGAAAUGAUCAGAGAGAAUGGUGAUGAGGCCUUCUUGCCAAUACAGAUGGAUGAAGAAAGCCCUGAGUCAUCUGAGAACAACAGCCCUGAAGAGGACUGUAGCAGAGGAUGCCAGCUCCAGUAGUGACAAGGGAGAGAGUAGCCAAGAGCACAUGCUUACACACUGUAAGGUGGACACACUCUCACACCCCAAGCCAAAACAUUCACAUUUCAAAGUGGCCUGGUGUAGAAUUACACUGGAAAUUAAAUGAAAUAACACACAAUGCCUUCAGAAAGUAUUCACACCCCUUGACUUUUUCAAGGGGUGUGAAUACAUUCUGAAGGGACUGUACAUGUAUUCAAAGUAGUUGGGUCAUUCUUGAAUUGCUGUGGCAUUUGCGUCCCUUGCCUUUGCAACCAUGAAAAACGCUUUAAAUGGACAAAUAAUUGCACAUCAUUCAUGUUUUUGUUUAUAUUGAACUGUUUCUCAAUGAUAAAACAUAAUGCAAGUCCUUUAUACUGCAAAACUGCAUGCAGUACUUAAUGCAAGCACAUUGUACUGACAUAUUUUGGGCAUUAAGAGAUAUCUAUCUAUUAUUUUGAAUGCUAGAAAGUGACAAAAUAUUGUAUAGUUCAAUGAAAACAAAUAAAGGCUAUCAACAGCCAAGAACAAAAAUGUAUAUAAUAAAAAUAUAUAUUUACCAAACAAUAUAUGGGGGAUUGGAAAUGAUGCUUAUAAUUACAUUGAUAGAAGUCACAAUCUCUCUGCAAUAUUAAAGCUGAUCUCAAUACUCAUUACAAAAAAUAUACAAGGCAACAGUAAACAUAUCGUCCCCCACGAAUGAUGCAGCCUUGGGCCAAUUAAUAACAACAAUUCAAACAAGGGUGACACUUUAUUUGAAGGUACACAUAUGAGCCACUAAUUUCUAGUUUAUAAGUAUGUAUAUAAGUAGCUUAUUAGGCCUUUAUUAUGUGUUAUUAGCCAUAUAUUAUGCCUUAAAUAAGUUAUUUGUUAUUCAAACAUAAGGCAUGUAAUAAUAACCUCAUUAUUAGCUAUAAUAAAGUCAUAUUUAUUGUUAAUAAAUAUCAAGUUACACAAGAAACUAUCUCAAGCUGGAACUAAUAAGGGCAUAGCACCUCAAUACGUGUUCCCUAUUCUGAAGUGUGACUAUGUUUUUACUUGCUGAUUUUUUUUCUCGUUAAUGACCUCAUUGGACAGAAAGGGGCACACCUCCCUCAUAUAUACCAUAUACAGCCAACAUUCAAGAUACAUUUUUAUGUAAUCAAUUAGCAACUAAACCAUAUAUAAUUCCAUACGUUGGCCGUUUGGCAUAUAAUGUGGCAUACUUACUAUGACUAUGAUAUGGGGUUGCCUCACCUGAUGUGGUUGCCUCAAUUGAAAUGUAAAUGAAGGGCAAUUAUAUUGUGAGCAAAAUUAUUCGUCAUAUCACUUUAGUAAAUUAUUUUUAAAGGGUUAAAGACUUAAUAUUUGACCUUCUAUGGCCUCCAUUUAAGAAAAUCCUAAUUUACCUAAAAUGUGUCAUUGGUGUUACCAUCAUUGGUGAUACUACUCCUACUGUGGCACAAUUCUAUCAUAACGGUAGAAAUUAUUUAAAGUCAUUAAGCUGCCCUUUUAGUUGAGUUUGAAAUGGGAAGAUGUACCCAAAUACAUUUAAAUAUUUAAAAUCUAGAGAAUGGACGUUUCCAAAAUCCCCAAAUGCCACUGCAAUUCAAGAGCGACCCAGUUGUCAUUGUUUCCCUCAAGAAGUUAUGGUAAUUGAAAAUGCAACUACGCAUUAUGAAUACAUUGUCUUAUAAAUGCAUGUGUGGUGAGGAUCCUAAAGAUAAAUGGCACUCUUAAAAUAAUCACAUCAAUCUUAUCAUUUUAUCAGGCUUUGGUUUGUAUCGUCAGAACAAUACUAAACUGGAAUGUAGUAAUGGAUGUUCUGUAACAGCACUGCCGUGUAUUAUUGAAAUCUAACAUUAUAUUUUUAUUUUAAAUAUGGCAACUCUGACACUUAUAAAUGCUUUACUGACUGUUUUAUCUAGUAGUGCAUUGCAGUACACAUAUUUAAAAAUACAUGCACAUGAUGUUAUGUGAAUGUUCAAUUGCACUGAAAUUCAUGGAAACAUGUACAUUAAAGCAUUUUGCACUGUA